AUUGGAUCUUCCCAAGGCAAUGGUGAAAGAAAAGAAAAAAGCAGACAAAAGAGGGGAGAAGUCAGCCCCCUCUCCCUCAUCUCUCUCUGAUAAUCUAGACUUUUCCAAACAAGAUGGCAACACUACUAGGCAAGAGAUGUCCCCAGCUGGUGUCCCAUUGCUGGGAAUGCAGCUUAACGAAGCGAAACCGAAAAAGGACCCCCGAAACGUUCAGCAGAAUGAAGAUGCCACCCAAUACGAAGAGUCUAUUCUGACCAAACUCAUCGUGGAAAGCUAUGAAGGGGAGAAAGUUCGUGGGCUGUACGAGGGAAAAGGCUUCGCAGUCUUUCAAGGCGGUUGUACCUAUCGUGGUAUGUUUUCAGAAGGACUCAUGCAUGGACAAGGGACUUAUAUUUGGGCCGAUGGAUUAAAAUACGAG
Molecule: messenger RNA, 418 nt
Organism: Piliocolobus tephrosceles (Ugandan red Colobus)
Lineage: Eukaryota; Metazoa; Chordata; Mammalia; Primates; Cercopithecidae
Product: radial spoke head 10 homolog B-like
Exons: 3
Source: RefSeq, a predicted model, not a curated record